AUGGACAAUCUUAGGAGACUGUUAGAAGACGAAGAAGACGAAGAAUACGAGGAAUUAUUCCAACCGGAACCACAAGACAACUUUACGUCCGAGUCCGACGACGAUGGAUAUGACAGCGUCGGAAACUCGUCGGAACCCGAGGAGAUAAUAGUGGACAAGCGAUUUCCGACGCCGGCGCCACCGCCCCCGUCUUCCAUGCCGUUCAUUCUGAACAACGACGUCGUCGAACCCAUCUUAAACUUAAUGCGAGUACCACGACGACAAGAAGACCUUUACCAACCGUACUCCAGAAAACUGUCCUACGGGUACGAAAAGACGGGCCACUCGCUCAGGAGGGGUAUCAGGAGUUCGGAGCUAGUGGGAGGCCAAGGUGUGUUCAACGGGUACAAGCACCGUCUCAUGCCAAUCAGAAUAAUUGGAUGUUUCAAGAAGCGACGGCAACUUUACUACUUCGUCGAAUGGGAAGGAAGGGAUGGAGCAUUUCCGCUGGAUGCCAGCAUAGUGACCCGUAGAUCUCCCAAUAUGGUGAUAAGAUAUCACCAAGACUUUAUCUAUAAUCCAUCUAGAUUCCGUCAUUUAUAA
This is a messenger RNA of Macrosiphum euphorbiae (potato aphid), 582 nucleotides long. The record is from the annotation of a GenBank genome assembly. Lineage: Eukaryota; Metazoa; Arthropoda; Insecta; Hemiptera; Aphididae.